Cladophialophora immunda is the source of this 2441-nucleotide messenger RNA. RefSeq lists its product as uncharacterized. Gene Ontology annotation, molecular function: zinc ion binding; DNA-binding transcription activator activity, RNA polymerase II-specific. NCBI's taxonomy places the organism in Eukaryota, Fungi, Ascomycota, Eurotiomycetes, Chaetothyriales, Herpotrichiellaceae. Gene Ontology annotation, biological process: regulation of transcription by RNA polymerase II. Bases 1168 to 2352 code for a protein of 394 amino acids. The transcript has a single exon. The record is from RefSeq and is a predicted model, not a curated record.
GAGUGUUUGACGUUUCUGUGCAUGGUAUUCGAGGCCAUAAUUACUGUAGUCUAUCGCCAGCAAAACCCUCUGAUGAGACGAUCGCCGUCAGCCAACUAUUCGAGUUUCAGCCGUUCCAGCUCGCCCUCGACGACAAUACGUUCCAUGUUUCCAUGUCGCGAACUAGCAUCAAACACCCACAGUCUUCGACACGCCGAGUCCCCAGUCUUUUCCAGAACAAGACCGAGAAUGUUCCGGGCGGAGAAGGAAAACGUGUGCUUCACAAUGGGAACGCAAUAAAUAUCCGCAGGUGGGAGACCCUGCGAGGGAUCGUCAAAGUAGAUCUUUGCAUGUCCAUGCGACAACAGGGGCAGCACACCAUUCAGGCGCAGGCGUCAUUUCUGACCUCGGAUCGAGUCCAGCACAAUAUUACCGUCGCUACGCCAGAGGCCGGACCACGUUGAUUUUACGACGACGGCGUCGACUUGAAUCGCUCCCAAUGGACCCGUGCCUUCUGCUAUCUAGGAGUGGUGGCCCUUCGUGAGACGCUGGCUCUUGUAAACUGCGUUCUUGCAGUCAAGAUAUGACACCACACCCUCUAACGAUACUCAGGACCACGAAAGGGCACGACCUCGCACGACUCUAGUGUUUCCGUGGCCAGGGCUUUGUCUGUUCUCUUGCAAACCUCGUGCAUCUGAAAACAAGUCUGCAGCCACAAUCGAGUUUGCGGGAGUGAUUGCUUAGAGCCAGUGUGAUUCGUAAGACCUGUUCUUGAUGAAGUCGUUACUGGGCCGACAGAUUUCUCACUUUGUCUGUCUGCGGGUUCUAGGUAGAGGCGCCUCUGUAAGGGGAUUAGUAUGCGGGUAGGGCUGAGGACGCUUCCGGGGGAAGAAGCAGCGUACAUCGUAAUACCACGUUGACGUGCUUUCCAAGAGAGAGCCCAGCUAUUUGUGGGAGGCUGCUGACGGCGCGAAAAGGCUAGCGUCGAGUGAGAGUGCGCUGUUGGAAUACAUAGAGAGCGCUACCUAAUGUCCAUUCGCAGCAUCCAGUGCAGGCUCAGGUUUCCCCGCUGGAACCCACAGGUCGACUUGCGAAAUCAGGCGAGAGGGCUCAGAAGCUCAUCAUUGGAAACCUUGCCAACAAGACUCUGCUUUCUCAAAUCCUCUGUUUCCCAUCCUCAGGCUGACGAUGCGCAGCUCGCAUCGCAAGUCGCGGUUUGGCUGCCGCGAGUGCAAACAACGGCACACAAAGUGCGACGAAACGCAUCCGUCCUGCUACAACUGCACCAACAGCAAACGCCAAUGUUCAUUCACCCGCUCGACUGCGUCUUCGAUGGUGCACAUACAGCCGCAGCGGUCCGAUUUGCCAUUAGAUGGCAAUAUCAAGACCGGUUCAUCUGAAGCAAUCACGCCGGAUGGCGACGGCUGCAAAGUCGCUCAAUCUCCAAGCCUUAGACGCGACCUCCUCCACGAGGACUACAACAUAGUUCACUUCCAGCUCCUCUACCACGUUGGAGACAGAUUGAGCUCUGAUGCCCAGCAGUUCAUACCCAAGGGGCAAGAGCUUUUCAAGAGCUCCGUGAGAGAAGCGUUCACGGCAGCGUACCUCAUGGAUGCCCUUAUUGCCGUCGCCGCGGCUCACAAAAGCACGCUGCCGGGAGAGGACCAGGCCUUCUACCAGACUGAGGCAAUGAGGCUCUUGACGCGGUCCUUGACCAAAUUCAAUGCCCAGCACGAAAUCACCGAAGACUACGCCAUGGCCGCGUUUCUGUACACCAUGUUGCUGGGCCAACUGGUCCUCUUCGACAUAUUCUCGCACGGAGAGGACUUGGCCAGCAUUCUAGAUCGAUUCGCGCAUUGCAUGAAGCUACACCACGGCAUACGCAAGGUUGUCGCCCCCGUGUGGCAUAAAGUCCAGCCGAUCCUGGGCGGGUGCUAUUUAGCAGAGUGGGUGAGCGACGGGGUCCCGAGUCUGGGAGAGCCCAACUCUGAAUGUUCUCCUCUGUGGGAGCUGCUUGGCCGGAGCGACUUCAGCGCGAGCCCCCGCCAGGCCUACUCAUCUUCCAUCGAAGCACUGCAGAUGAUGUUCGACUACACGCGUGGCCGGCCGACGAACCGAAUGAUGGCCGUCCAGGAGUGGCUGGUUCGGGUUCCCAUGGACUUUGUGGAUCUCGUCAGCCAACGACGGCCGGAGGCUCUUAUCAUCCUCGCGUACUAUGCCGUCCUGCUUCACCGUGCCAGAGGCUUUUGGGCCAUCGGCGGCGCCGGACGAUUUCUUAUUCGGUCGAUUUCGAGUUACCUUGGAGAGUACUGGUUACAGUGGCUGGAGUGGCCGAACGAGGUGCUCAACGGGCCACCAGCAUUGACUGAGUAAUGUGCUCGGUCAUAAUAGAUCAUAUAGAACUGAGCGCCAUCCAUCCGAGCCACAGAAUAUUCAUAUUCCAUGUACUUGGACUAGUCGAC